Tachyglossus aculeatus (Australian echidna) is the source of this 1810-nucleotide messenger RNA. It is a transcript of the gene LHX2, whose product is annotated as LIM homeobox 2. Lineage: Eukaryota; Metazoa; Chordata; Mammalia; Monotremata; Tachyglossidae. The record is from RefSeq and is a predicted model, not a curated record. Bases 1 to 1221 code for a protein of 406 amino acids. Gene Ontology annotation, biological process: regulation of transcription by RNA polymerase II; neuron differentiation. Gene Ontology annotation, cellular component: nucleus. The transcript has 5 exons. Gene Ontology annotation, molecular function: DNA-binding transcription factor activity, RNA polymerase II-specific; RNA polymerase II transcription regulatory region sequence-specific DNA binding.
AUGCUCUUCCACAGCCUGUCGGGCCCCGAGGUGCAUGGAGUCAUCGACGAGAUGGACCGGAGGGCCAAGAGCGAAGGCCCGGCCAUCAGCUCGGCUAUCGACCGGGGCGAGACGGAGACGACCAUGCCGUCCAUCAGCAGCGAGCGGGCCGCCCUGUGCGCCGGCUGCGGGGGCAAGAUCUCGGACCGCUACUACCUGCUCGCCGUGGACAAGCAGUGGCACAUGCGGUGCCUCAAAUGCUGCGAGUGCAAACUGAACCUGGAGUCCGAGCUCACCUGCUUCAGCAAGGACGGCAGCAUCUACUGCAAAGAGGACUACUACAGGCGGUUCUCGGUUCAGCGCUGCGCCCGCUGCCACCUGGGCAUCUCGGCGUCGGAGAUGGUGAUGCGCGCCCGGGACCUGGUCUACCACCUCAACUGCUUCACGUGCACCACGUGCAACAAGAUGCUCACCACGGGCGACCACUUUGGCAUGAAGGACAGCCUGGUGUACUGCCGCCUGCACUUCGAGGCGCUGCUCCAGGGCGAGUACCAGGCGCACUUUAACCACGCCGACGUGGCGGCGGCGGCGGCGGCGGCGGCGGCGGCCAAGGGCGCGGGGCUGGGGGCCGCAGGGGCCAACACGCUGGGCCUGCCCUACUACAAUGGUGUGGGCACCGUGCAGAAGGGGAGGCCGCGCAAGAGGAAGAGCCCCGGCCCCGGAGCGGACCUGGCGGCCUACAACGCAGCACUGAGCUGUAACGAGAAUGACGGCGACCACUUGGACCGCGACCAGCAGUACCCCAGCAGCCAGAAGACGAAGCGCAUGCGCACCUCUUUCAAACACCACCAGCUGCGGACAAUGAAGUCUUAUUUUGCUAUUAACCACAAUCCGGACGCCAAGGACUUGAAGCAGCUAGCUCAGAAGACCGGCCUCACCAAGAGAGUUUUACAGGUUUGGUUUCAGAAUGCCAGGGCCAAAUUCCGGCGGAACCUCCUUCGCCAGGAAAACACGGGGGUGGACAAAACCUCGGACUCCACGCUGCAGACGGGGACCCCUUCGGGCCCGGCUUCUGAAAUCUCCAACGCGUCCAUGAGCCCCUCCAGCACCCCCACCACCCUCACGGACUUGACGAACCCCACGAUGCCAACUGUGACGUCUGUCUUAACUUCUGUGCCUGGGAGCCUCGAGGGUCACGAGUCGAGGAGUCCCUCCCAAACAACGCUCACGAAUCUUUUCUGAUGACUCUUUCCUCCGAAAUUUCUUUAAAAAAGAAAUUCCUCUUAGUUGAAUUCCAAGUGUAUUUUAAUAGGGGCUUCGAGCAGCUAACUAACCACAUUUUAGGAUCGCGCCUGGAAGCAGAAGGGAAAAAAAGAAGCGAAAUGUGUUCUGGUACUAGAGAGUGUGGACUGAAGAAUAACUUGGAAGGUCUAUCUGCAACACAACAUUUGUGUAACUGUACAGUUUUGUGGACUGGGCAAGGGAAACAACGAUUAAUUUAAGUUGGCUAAAGCUUCUUGUAUUUUCAAAGACUGCCAUGUGCCUUAUAUACUGUUUUAUCUACACACUUUGGGUUACAUGUCCGUUCUCUCUCUCUCUCUCUCUCUCUCUCUCUCUCAAUCUCUCUCUCUCUCCCAAUCUCUCAUCCUUUUUCCACUCGCCCCCCUUUCUCUCUGUAUAUUUAUGACCAGAACAAACAUGUUAAAAAAAGUUUGUUACUUUGAAUAGUCCUAAAACCCCCUCCAUCGGUUGCUUUGUUGUUUUAGAAUUGGAAGGUGGAAGUCUGUUGGAAUAUCCGAAUUUGUAAAAUCUAACCAGUAAUAAAACCACU